UUGCUGUGAAUGUACAGCCAUUAGAGCCACCUGACUCUUCCAGAAGAGAUAAGGACAACUGGCAACAACAGAACAACAGAAGCCUUUCUUACAUUUAUCUGCCUGCACUUCAAUAAAGAAACUUCCAGACAAGUCAUGGAGCCUAAAACGAUUGAAAUGGCAGCCCUGGGAAGGGCCCUGUAUCCUGGCAUGUUGUACGACUGCCGCAGAGAUUCUUUCAUUCCAGGUGUUACUCUAUGGGAUAAACAGUCUUUGUCCAAGGAUUUGGAUGUGCAUCGACAGCCCAAGACUGAUCUGAAAUUUGUUGCUUCUGACUCACUCCGGGAUAAGGCCAGCGUCCUUGAUGUCAGCGCCUCCCUCAAAGCCAGCUUUCUGGGUGGUUUAGUGGAGGUUGGAGGCUCAGCCCGAUACUUGCGUGACAAGAAGUCCUCAGACCGUCAGUCUAGAGUUACUAUGCAGUACAGCCAGACAACAAGAUUUGAGCAACUUACUAUGACCCAGCUGGGCAAAAUCUCCUACCCUGAGGUGUUUGAGCAGAAGACCGCCACUCAUGUUGUUACAGCUGUACUGUAUGGGGGUCAGGCCUUCAUGGUGUUUGACAAAACAGUCUCAGAGAAUGAGGACAAACAAGAGGUUGAGGGAAAUCUGAGGGGAAUGGUUAAGAAGAUCCCUUCAUUUUCCAUAGAGGGGGAAGGAGCUCUAAAGAUGAAUGAGAAUGAAAAGAAACUGGCUGAUAAUAUCAGCUGUACAUUUUAUGGUGACUAUGAGCUCGAGGAGAACCCCACCACAUACAUGGAAGCCUUGCAGCUGUACAAGAAGCUACCAUCUUUGCUGAGGCAGAGGGAGAAUGAUGCUGUGCCUGUGAGGGUUUGGCUCCAUCCCCUGGCACGUUUGGACAGUAAAGCAGCUAAGCUGGAGAGAGAAAUCGGAGCAACGCUCAUAACUAAAGUCGAAGGCUUGUUGGAGGAGCUGGGAGAUGCAGAGAGGAGAUGCAAUGAUCUGGUUCAGAACACAGCAGUAAAUGAUUUCCAGGAUGUGGGGGAAAGGCUGCACAUAUUUCAAGAAUCGUUUGGUAUCUACAAGGUGUUGUUACAAAAAGCUCUGGCCAGUGUGCUUCCUGCUAUUCGGGGUGGGGAGGUGAAAGACAGUUCACUGGCUGACAUUCUGACUACCCAUGCCAACUCCCCCUUUAGGGCUAGCAAGCUAAAGCAGUGGUUAGAGAAUGUUAAUGGUGAACUAGAUCUGCUGAGUUCCUACACCAGGGAACUGAGUGAAGUCCCGAUAAUCACAUCCUCAGCCCAGUUCAACAGCAUCCUCUUCAGUCCCAUGGUGGAUACAGUCAUAUGCUUCUCCUUCACUUCUGUGAAGUAUGAAGAUCCAUAUCUGCAAACCAUAACAGAGUUCCUGACAGCAGAUCCAUUUGAAAAGCAGUCAACAGUUCCAAAAUCAAGUGACCAAGACAUCAAGCCUUGGUUCAGCAAUCCUGAAAUAUCUAAGAAGAUGAAAGAGAACCUUUCCCUCUUCAAAAGUUUUUUUAAUGCCAAUAAGGAUAAGAAGACAGCCAAGUUUGUCAUUUCAUCAAUCUCAGACCCCUCCAAUCCUGGCAUCUCCAUCCGCCUGUAUAAACAAGAGAAAUUAGUGGAUGGCCACUUUCAGCCAGUGUCAAAGCCUCCUGCUCCCAGCGUGGACAUUCAGAAUAGGAAUGUGAUUCUGAAGCUUCAGAAGUCCCCAACUGGAGUGACAAGACAGUACAGAGUGGAAUACAGAGUAACACAGCCCGAUGCUUCAGGAGCUGAUGGUGGCGCUUGGGAGACCAUAGACACUCCAGAUGCACAGGAAACCUUCACUUUAACUGGACUGCAGCUAGCCAACCAAUACUGGGUCCGGUACAGAGUGGUUAGUGAUGUGGGAGUGAGUGAAGCCAGUGAAUCUGUCCAGUUUUCCCUCCAAGGGAAGGUCACCGUUCCAGUGGGCAAGUCGUGGAACUGGACCUCUUCCUCCCUCUUUAAUGAACUAAGGAAGAAAAUAAUGACCAACUUGGGCGUCUCACGGUGGAGUCUGUCAACCAUCACCUCAGAAGUUUUGAAUCAGCUCAGCGAUAUUCGCACUCCUUAUGUAGGCCCAAUUUCUGGAGGGCUGAGACCCGGGAUAGCUCUGUACUUCCAAGGGGUUGUUAAUCCAGAUGCCAAUGACAUCAUGAUAAAUCAUAAGCUAGGACCGAAAGAUGGCGAUGAUGUUGCUUUUCACUUCAACCCCCGUGUCUACAACAACUCAAUGGUUCGUGACAGCUUCAGAAACGGAAAGUGGGAGAGUAUAGAAGAGUCUCAAGGGUGUCCCUUAGUGAGGGGAUCAGCCUUUGAUAUCUUCAUUGUUGUCAAAACAGACGGCUACGAGGCAUAUGUAAACGGCCAGAAAAAAUGCUUCUUCAAGCACCGAAUGCCAAUUGAGAAAGUGACCACACUUCACAUCAAAGGAGAUGUCUUCAUGAACACCAUUGGUUAUGUAGCAAACUGGAGCACAUCCACUUUUGGUAAGGAACAAAGCCCAGGAGUCUCACGUGGGAAGUUUUCCCAGAUCCAGUUAGGAGUGCCAUAUCCAGUCUGCAACCCUAGCAUACCUUUUGUGGGACCACUCAUUGGAGGGCUGAAAGUAGGACUGGCUUUGUUCUUCCAAGGUGUUGUUCCUUCAGAUGCCAAUAGCUUCGCAAUAAAUCUGAAGACUGGGCAAAGGGAUGGAGAUGACAUUGCAUUCCACUUCAACCCCCGCGUUGGGACACCCUCUGUUGUGCGCGACAGCUUCAGAAAUGGGCGGUGGGAGAAUCCAGAAGAGACCUCAGGGGGUCCAUUUGUGAAAGGAGGAGGCUUUGAUUUGUUCAUGGUUGUUAAACCAGAAGGCUAUGAGGUAAUUGUGAAUGGGCACGUUUUCUGUAUGUUCUGGCACCGUAUGCCAGUGGAGAGCGUGUCUGCGCUUCAUAUCCAUGGAGACAUUUUCAUGACCACCUUUGGCCUCAUUGAAGUGGACAAUGUUAAUAUGAAGGUCAUCAUGCCUGCCCAUAUUUGAGGAUACUAAUCAUCUCCAUUAAGUUUGUUUUUUCUUUAUGUUGUAUUCAAGUAUCAAAAUGAUGAUCUUGUAGUAGUCCCUGUUCUGACCACCUCCUUGUUUCUACUCUCAUUGUCCAUUUUAUCAGCUCCACUUACUAUAUAGGUGCACUUUGUAGUUCUACAGUUACAGACUGUAGUCCAUCUGUUUCUCUGCAUACUUUGUUAGCCCCUUUUACCCUGUUCUUCAGUGGUCAGGACCCCCAUGGAUCCUCACAGAGCAGGUACUAUUUGGGUGGUGGAUCAUUCUCAGCACACUGAGAAUUACAAAGUGCACCUGUAUAGUAAGUGGAGCUGAUAAAAUGGACAAUGAGCGUAGAAACAAAGACGUGGUCAUAAUGUCUUUCCUGAUCGGUGUAGGUAAUGAGGUUUUAUUUAAUAAUCCAGUGCUUCAGGUGUCUGCUGUUUGAUGGUUUAUCAAGCUGAGAGUUAAAGGUACACAAAUAAAGUUUUCCUAAUUUGAUGAAAGAUUGCACAUCACAAAAUAACCAAUGUCUCUCAAUGUAACUCAUGAAGUUGCUUCUGUAGAAUUUGAAAAAGUUGCGCAUUUCUCUUCAAAUUAUAGUAAGUAUAAUGUGAAUCUUCUUUGCUUUCUCCAGUUGAAAAUGACUCAAGUUCAGGGACAGGGUAUUCAUCCAGGCUUUAUGCUUACAAUAUAGAAUGACUCUUAUUUCACCUCUCUUUAAGCUAAGCAUAUCACUGCUGUUAGGAGAAAACCUCAUAUCUCCAUUUUUGUCAUUUAUUCAGUUUUUGACAAUGUGAUCAUGUCUCUUGCUCUUUACUUUAUGUGUAAAUUUCUUGAUGAAUGAACCAAAAGAAACAGCCCAAAACUAUUUGGAAAACACUCUGGUUCCACUGAUUUACAUUAAAAGUAAAGUAUAUUUUUCCUUCUCCUGUAAAGUUACCAUUUUGGAGAUACAAGGUUUUGUUCUGACAACAGUGAUAUAACAUUGCAGUGAAACUUUAUACACUGGUUAGGUUUUAAUGGUACAGCAUAUAUCUGCAGAAAGAUUGAGGUCUCAAGUUAUUUUAAUUUGUACAAAAAAUAUUAGGUUAUCAAGAAUCUGCCCUACGGAGACAAAAUAGAUAAUAUAUAGAUAAGCCAAUUUUCCAGCGCAUGGUACAGCUUGACUCGACUACACUUGCUUUUGGUACCAGCUACUUCGUUUUCCACUGCAGAUACAGUACACCCUCGAUGUAGCUGGUCGCCACAUGAAACUGCCGAUAUGUGAAGACAAAAUGUGGUUCAGAAGAGGCUGAUGGCAGCAAGAUAAAAUACCAGGAGAGUUUGGGAAAUACUAGAAUCAGAGUUCAGACGACUAGACAAUUCUGGUAGCUCAAAGGCGAUGCAAGAGUAUGCUACCUGGUUGCUAACAUUAGCAUAUGUGUUUAGCAAUUCUCUCCAACCAAUCUGUAGUCACUAGCUUUUUUACAUCACCUUCUGGUAUUGGUUCAGCUCGCUCGGAGCCUCGACAGAGGUGGUACCAAAAAUUGUACCUGGUAUCAGGUCCCAGGUACCAGAUUUGCCUGGUGAAAAACUAAAAAAGCAAGUAGAGUCAAGUCGAGCUGGUACCAUGCAGUGAAAAAGAAGCUUUAAUGUAACUGUUAUGUGAUUAAUACUGGCAAAUUAUGGUUUUAUCACAAUGCAAAAAAUGUGACAGUGCAUCACAAUGAUUUUAUUCACACACAGUAUAAAGUAUUGACUUGAUUCUUGGACCAAAUGUUUUGUUAUGCUACUACUGGUAAUCUUAAGUAGUUAGUAAAUUUGGAGGAUAUCUAAAGAAUAAUAUGUUUCAUCUAAGAAUCCAUAGCUUUAAUGACUAAAAUCACAGAUUUCAGUAGAGAAUUUGAAUAGAAUUUUAUUUAAGCAAGUUUAAUUUAAUUUAAUUGGCCAAAUAAACAGUGUAUUGACAAUAAUGUUUAGUGCACUGGUGUAUUGAUUUUUUUUUAUUUGACAGCUUAAAUGGUUUAGCUUUGGUAUUAUUUGCUUUGAUUUUUCUUUAACAUUGUUUUUUCUGCUUUUUCAUUGCACCUUCAUGCAUUUUAUUGUUAUCUUCUUGAAGCUCCUGCUAUCCAGAUGUAACAAAAAAAAAGAUUCUUGUUGGAUGAAGUUCUCUGAAUAAAGUUCGACAGAAUCACA
Molecule: messenger RNA, 5238 nt
Organism: Colossoma macropomum (tambaqui)
Lineage: Eukaryota; Metazoa; Chordata; Actinopteri; Characiformes; Serrasalmidae
Product: verrucotoxin subunit beta-like
Exons: 12
Coding region: 136-3060 (974 amino acids)
Molecular function (GO): protein binding; carbohydrate binding
Source: RefSeq, a predicted model, not a curated record